This is a messenger RNA of Closterium sp. Naga37s-1, 1356 nucleotides long. Lineage: Eukaryota; Viridiplantae; Streptophyta; Zygnematophyceae; Desmidiales; Closteriaceae. The record is from the annotation of a GenBank genome assembly.
AUGAGCGCGUGGAACCCUGCAGCUUCGCCUCACAUGAAAGGCCUCACCUACCUGACGCUGCUCCUGGGAUUCUACAUGGCGUGGAACAUUGGUGCGAAUGACGUGGCAAACGCAAUGGGGACGUCAGUGGGUUCUGGUGCCCUGACGCUCCGCCAGGCCGUGCUAGCAGCGGCGAUCUUGGAGUUCGGUGGGGCUUUCCUGGUGGGAUCGCAUGUGAGCCACACGAUGCAGAAUGGAAUCAUCAAGGCUAAUGUGUUUGCCGGGAAGAACGCGAUGCUGUUCACAGGAAUGAUCUCCUCUCUGGCAGCCGCGGGAACGUGGCUUCAGGUUGCUUCGUACUUUGGCUGGCCGGUGUCGACGACGCACUGCAUCAUCGGAGCCAUGGUGGGGUUCGGCAUCAUCUUUGGCGGCUGGAAUGCCGUGUAUUGGUCUUCGCUGGCUCGCGUGGUGUCGUCGUGGGUCGUCUCGCCUCUUCUCGGUGCCAGCAUCGCCUUCAUCGUCUACAAGUGCAUCCGGAAGUUCGUCUACAGCUCGUCCAAUCCGGGGCAGGCAGCGUCCACAGCCGCGCCGAUCCUCGUCUUCGCGGGCGUCACCGCCUUCUCCUUCUUCUCGCUCUUCACCUCCCCGGGAGUCCUGCUCCGCGCAUGUGCGCUCUCCCUGGCGGCGGGCGCUGCCUCCGCGGUGGCCAUGAGGGCGGUGAUCAAGAGGCAGAUGGGCGAGCUGCUGGGGGAGUUCUGUGAGAUUCCUGCCAAGCAGGUGGAGGAGCCGAAGCCGGAGAAGGGCCGCGGGCCCAUGGGCACGCAGCUGCGCAUCGUGUAUGGCGUGUUUGGAUACCUGCAGGUGCUCUCUGCGUGCUUCAUGUCCUUUGCUCACGGGGCAAACGAUGUUGCCAACGCCAUCGGCCCCAUCUCUGCUGCUCUAGCCAUCCUCGCCUCCUCCUCCUCCUCCAUCCCCUCGUCAUCCCUCGCUGCCGCUCCAGUGUCUGCCGGUGUUGCCACACAGGUUCUUAUUUGGGGCGGUUUUGGUAUUGUGGCUGGUCUUAUCAUCUGGGGUUACCGUGUCAUUGCAACGAUCGGGAACAGGAUCACUGAGCUCACUCCCACCAGAGGCUUUGCAGCAGAGUUCUCAGCGGCUACAGUGGUGGUGGUGGCAUCUAGACUGGGUCUCCCGAUCUCUGCCACACACACUCUUGUUGGAGCUGUCAUGGGAGUGGGCCUUGCACGCGGUAUUGGGAGUGUGAGGGCUGAUGUGGUGAAGGAGAUUGUGGCAUCGUGGCUCGUCACGAUUCCAAUAGGAGCUGCGCUGUCUGUGAUGUACGCCUUUCUGUUCUUGAGAAUUGUUCCUGCGUUUAUGUAG